UGUGCUAAUUGUCAAGCAACCACCACUCCCCUUUGGCGAAGGGAUGCAAGCGGUAACACUAUCUGUAAUGCCUGUGGUCUUUAUUAUAAAUUACAUCAUGUCCAUCGUCCUGCUACCAUGAUGCGCACAGAAAUCAAGCGAAGAAAACGA
This is a messenger RNA of Gilbertella persicaria, 150 nucleotides long. Its product is annotated as GATA zinc finger-domain-containing protein. Gene Ontology annotation, molecular function: DNA-binding transcription factor activity, RNA polymerase II-specific; RNA polymerase II cis-regulatory region sequence-specific DNA binding; zinc ion binding. Lineage: Eukaryota; Fungi; Mucoromycota; Mucoromycetes; Mucorales; Choanephoraceae. The record is from RefSeq and is a predicted model, not a curated record. The transcript has a single exon. Gene Ontology annotation, biological process: negative regulation of transcription by RNA polymerase II; positive regulation of transcription by RNA polymerase II. The annotation marks the transcript as partial.